UCUUCCGAUCUACUUGAAUCAAUGGGGGUUUGUGUAGAUAGUGGCACUCAAGAGGAUCAGCUAGCUGAACAACUAUACCAAAAUCUGAUGCAUCAAAGAUACUUUGUUGUGAUAGAUGACAUUUGGAGCAUUGAUGCGUGGAAUUCUGUCAAAGCUUGCUUUCUUGAUAAUGCAAAUGGCAGUCAAGUAUUGUUGACUACUCGCUUUGCAGACGUGGCUACUAGUAUCAGCUUUAAUAAUGACUUUUCUCACCAAACACAAUUGUUAGAUCAAACUGAGAGUUGGAAUUUAUUUUGUGAAAAGGCAAACAAAUCUGGCUAUGCUGAGUUUGAGGCGAUUGGGAGACCCAUUGUUGAGAAAUGCAAAGGAUUGCCUCUGGCAAUUGUUGUGGCUGGAGGUUUAUUUUCCCAACUUCAUACGCUAGAUGAGUGGAAGAAUGUAGCAGAAGUUCUAAAUUCAUAUGCAACAACAACAACAACAAUUGAUGAAGAAUGCUCAAGGAUAUUGUCAUCCAGUUACAAUCACUUGCCUCACAACUUGAAGGCUUGUAUUUUAUAUUUGAGCGUAUUUCCAGAAGAUGAAGAGAUCCAUGUUAAGGAAAUUGUAAAGUUAUGGGUUGCCGAAGGACUCGUAAAGGCAUCUGAGGAUAUGAGCUUUGAUGUGGUGGCUAGAAGGGGCAUGCAAGAACUCAAUGAUAGGAACCUAAUUAUUUUAAGUCAGUCAAGCAGUUGUGGAAGAAAAGUAAAAGCAUUUAGAAUUCACGAUUUAUUGCAUUCUUUUUGUGUGAGGGAGGCUAAAAAGGAGAACCUUCUGCAUGUUGUCUACCAAAAUGGGUCUAGUUCCCCUCUGAAAGAUUUUCGAUGGGUAAGCAUCCAAUCAGAAACAGUUAACGGACAAACAUUAUAUUCUUCUUUUAAAAACUGUCGAUCCAUCUUCCAUUUUGCAGGAGGGGAGAAUAUAGUUUUAAAUUCGAAAUUUGGCGGCCUAUUAAGAGUACUCUAUAAUAUUGGCUGUGAUAUGGCGUAUCUUGUCCAUUUGAGAUGCCUAUUAUCGUCAUGGCUGCGAUUUUUAACCAUUUCAGAUCCAUUUAGUUGGAAUCUUCAAACACUUGGAGCUUUUAGUAUUCAUAAGAUGAGCUUUUUAGAGUUCCCACAACUGCAACAUUUGCGUAGUUCCAGAGGUCUGAGUGAUUUUCCCAUAUUUUUUCAUCAAAACUUGAAGAGCAUUUGUGGGCUGAUUCCUGAUCAAUGCACAAAAGAAUUAUUAACAAAUAUUCCAUAUCUAAAGAAGGUGAAGAUUCGAUGUGAAGAUGGUUGGAGUGAUUGCAUUAAUAACGUUGCCUAUUCACACCAGCUCCAGACUCUGCAUCUUUUUGGUAGAUUAUUAAGGCGUCGGUUGGUUAUUCCAAAUAUUAACCACCUUGUUUGCUUGAAAAACCUUAUGAGGUUGAGGUUUACGGAGUUAAGAUUUGAGUGGGAGGUAAUUAAUAUUCUUAGCAAGUUGCCUAAACUUGAGGUGCUAAGGAUAAACAGUUGUAUGUGCAUCGGUAGAGUGUGGAAACUAUUGGAGAAGGAGAAUUUCGACCAGCUAAUUUAUUUGGAAAUUAGUUUCGCUCGUUGCUAUGGGAAGCAAGUGCUUGUCAUUUUCCAAAUCUUGAGCGCCUAG
Molecule: messenger RNA, 1665 nt
Organism: Ipomoea nil (Japanese morning glory)
Lineage: Eukaryota; Viridiplantae; Streptophyta; Magnoliopsida; Solanales; Convolvulaceae
Product: putative disease resistance RPP13-like protein 3
Exons: 3
Coding region: 22-1665 (547 amino acids)
Biological process (GO): defense response to other organism
Molecular function (GO): ADP binding
Source: RefSeq, a predicted model, not a curated record